AUGGCAGCUCAUUCGUAUACUAUUCCAGAUCUUGAUGAUGAUGAUGAUAAUGAAACAGCAGCACCUAAUUUAUUUGCUAAACGUAUGAAAACUGAUAAUUCAACAGUAAUAGUAAAUGAAAAUGUAACAAUUCCAUCGACUACAAUUACUAAUACAGAACCACCAAUUACAGUAUCAUCUCCUCGUCCACCACCACCACCAUCUUCAUCCUCACUACUUGUUCAUUCUCGUCAACGUGGAAAUCCUUUAUUAAAACAUUUUCGUCAAGUUAAAUGGGAGUAUAGUGAUAUGAUAUUAGGUGGUGCUGAUUAUUCUAUGAGUCGUAGUUCAUGUGCAUUAUUUUUAUCUCUUCGUUAUCAUACAUUAAAUCCAAAUUAUAUAUAUGAUCGGCUUAAAGCAAAUAAAUUACCAUAUCAGCUAAAAAUUUUACUUAUUCAAUGUGAUACAACUGAUCCAUCACAAUCAUUAAAAGAAUUAGCACGUCUUUGUAUUCUUUAUGAUUUAACACUUUUGGUUAGUUGGACUGAUGAAGAAUCAGCAAGAUAUUUGGAAACAUACAGAAUUAUGGAAGGUAAAUCAGCUGAAACUUUAAUGGACACACAACAACAUCAAUCAACAGAUUAUUUAACAAAACUUAUUGAUGUCAUGACACAAGUUAAAUCAGUUAAUAAAACAGAUGCUCAAACAUUAUUACAUGCAUUUAAUUCAUUGGAAACAUUAUUAAAUGCAUCAAAUGAACAAUUAUGUGUUUGUCCAGGUUUAGGAACAUUAAAAGCUCAAAGAUUAUAUCAAGCAUUUAAUCAACCAUUUAAACGACAAAAACAAAAACAAAAACAAAAUAUAAAAAUAAAUAAAGAAGAAAAAAAUUUUGAUGACGAACAUUUAGAUUUACCUAAUAUUGAUGAUGAUCUUUAA
Adineta steineri is the source of this 915-nucleotide messenger RNA. NCBI's taxonomy places the organism in Eukaryota, Metazoa, Rotifera, Eurotatoria, Adinetida, Adinetidae. The record is from the annotation of a GenBank genome assembly.